This is a messenger RNA of Lolium perenne, 1576 nucleotides long. RefSeq names its product homeobox protein knotted-1-like 1. Gene Ontology annotation, biological process: regulation of DNA-templated transcription. Gene Ontology annotation, molecular function: DNA binding; DNA-binding transcription factor activity, RNA polymerase II-specific. The record is from RefSeq and is a predicted model, not a curated record. Lineage: Eukaryota; Viridiplantae; Streptophyta; Magnoliopsida; Poales; Poaceae. Gene Ontology annotation, cellular component: nucleus.
UUUUCUCCACAUAGAUAGAGUAUUAUAACGAUAUAUACUCAGUCCCUCAAUUUUCCAGUCUUUUCUCUCUCCUCCUCGUCCAUUCCUGGCUCCCAUGUAUUCCCCUGCAGAUAGCUCAAGCUCCUGCUGCUGCUGCCGCACCUGCACCUGCAGCUUCACCAGCUGCAGUGCAAACAGCUGCUAAUUCCCCACGAGGCUGUGCUUUCCUGCUCCUUCUCUCUAGACUUUCUCGGAGCUCCAGCACAAGACACAAGAACAACUCACUACAGUGGUACUCGAUCACCACUUGUGCACAUAUACAGAUAUUACUAGUCACAUAUAGUAGUUGGGUCAGGGUGAUGCGCAGGUGAGCUGGUGCUUGCUCGCUGCGGCUGUGUCUUGUUAUCUACAUGGAGGAUCUGUAUAGCAUCCACCCGGGGAUCUCGCGGGUCGGCGGCGCGGCCAGCGAGGCGUCCUCCGGCGUGGGCGUGGACGCCGGGGGGCCCUCGACGUCGGAUCUGACGGAGCUGAUGAAGGCGCAGAUUGCCAGCCACCCGCGGUACCCUACCCUCCUCUCCGCCUACAUCGAAUGCCGUAAGGUUGGGGCGCCUCCGGAGGUGGCGUCGCUGCUGGAGGAGAUCGGCCGGGAGAGGCUCGUCGGCGCCGGGUCGAUCGGCGUCGAUCCCGAGCUCGACGAGUUCAUGGAAUCGUACUGCCGAGUGUUGGUGCGAUACAAGGAGGAGCUGUCGCGGCCGUUCGACGAGGCCGCUUCGUUCCUCAGCAGCAUCCAGACGCAGCUCAGCAACCUCUGCAGCGGCGGCAGCUCACCGGCCGCCACCGCCACUCAUUCCGAUGAGAUGGUGGGGUCUUCUGAUGAUGAACAAUGCUCUGGGGAGACCGAUGUGCUUGACAUAGGGCAAGAGCACACCUCCCGUAUAGCUGACCAUGACCUGAAGGAAAUGCUUCUCAAGAAGUACAGUGGCUGCCUCAGUCGACUACGAUCCGAGUUCCUGAAGAAGAGAAAGAAAGGGAAGCUGCCGAAGGAUGCACGGACAGCUCUCAUGGAUUGGUGGAAUGCGCACUACCGCUGGCCAUAUCCUACGGAAGAAGAUAAGGUGAGGCUCGCAGCGAUGACCGGUCUCGACCCGAAGCAGAUCAACAACUGGUUCAUCAACCAGAGGAAGCGGCACUGGAAGCCGUCCGAGGACAUGCGGUUUGCGCUCAUGGAGGGCGUCACCGGUGGGUCUUCUGGGACGACACUCUACUUCGACACAGGAACAGUUGGACCUUGACCUGGUUGGGGCGCGAUAGCUCUCCUGCAGGAUAUUUGGUGAAGCCAAUCAGCACUAAACCAGCCGGGUGCAUGACAAUGUUCAACCUAUCGGGACAGAAAUUACAAGAGCAAUCAUCUGCCUCAUUAUUUCGCUAGUGCGUACAUGUGUAUAUGGCUCGUGCCAAAGCAGAAUGUAUAAGCCAUUCUCAGGAUCAAGACCUCCAAAGCUAUCAGUUCACUAGUACGAAACCGAAUAUGACAUUCGGUUGUUGUAGUCGGCUUUUUCGCUGGAAUAUGAACAACCAAUCACUGAUUUGUUACCUA